This is a messenger RNA of Carya illinoinensis, 1799 nucleotides long. Its product is annotated as fasciclin-like arabinogalactan protein 17. Bases 124 to 1506 code for a protein of 460 amino acids. The record is from RefSeq and is a predicted model, not a curated record. The transcript is spliced from 3 exons. NCBI's taxonomy places the organism in Eukaryota, Viridiplantae, Streptophyta, Magnoliopsida, Fagales, Juglandaceae.
UGAAUUCCAAAGCCGACGUAUUACAAGCCUUGCACAAGAAGAGACUGGUGGACUGUGAAGCCGAUCAAAAGCACUGCCUGUCUUAUAUUGACUUCCUCCGAAACAAACCAAUUUUUUGGUUCAAUGGCCAUGGAUUUGCUCUCUCCCAAGCUCUUCUUCGUCUUCCCCACUUUUCUUUUUCUCCUCUCAGCUCUCCUAUCCGGUGCUCCUGCAUUUUCUGAUAAUCCAAUUCACUCGCCCCAGAUCAACUCCAAUUCGGUCCUGGUCGCCCUCCUCGACUCCCACUACACCGAGCUCGCCGAGCUCGUCGAGAAGGCCCUCCUGCUGCAGACGCUAGAGGAAGCGGUGGGCCGCCACAACAUCACCAUUUUCGCCCCCUUUAACGAGGCCCUUGAGCAUGGUCUCGACCCCGAGUUCAAGCGCUUCCUCCUCGAGCCUGGGAACAUCAGGUCCUUACAGACCCUCUUGCUAUCCCACAUUGUCCCCAAACGAAUUGGUCUGGACGAUUGGCCUAAGUCAGCCACUGAGUCGAGUCGCCAUGACUCCCUCGCCCACGACCCACUCGAAUUAACAAGUCAGCAUUCAGGUGAGAAAUUUGUGGGCUCGGCGAGGGUGAUAAACCCGCAUGCCUUGAGUCGUCCGGACGGUGUGAUCCACGGGAUCGAACGGAUAUUAAUCCCCCAGUCCGUAGAGCAAGACUUCAACAACCGCCGGAGCCUCGGAUCAAUCUCUGCCGUUAAACCAGAAGGAGCCCCGGAAAUCGACCCCAGAACUAACCGGUUGAAGAAAGCGGCACCACCGAGCAAACCGGGCUCGCCGCCGGUACUCCCAGUCUACGAAGCCAUGGCACCCGGUCCGUCCCUAGCCCCAGCUCCGGCGCCAGGUCCGGGAGGGCCCCACCACCAUUUCAACGGCAUUAAACAAGUCAAAGACUUCAUCCACACCCUCUUACACUACGGUGGUUACAACGAAAUAGCCGACAUGUUAGUGAACCUCACUUCCUUAGCUACCGAAAUGGGAAGGCUCGUGUCGGAGGGCUACGUUGUAACCGUCUUGGCUCCAAACGACGAAGCCAUGGCUAAGCUGACGACGGACCAGCUAAGCGAACCGGGCGCGCCGGAGCAGAUAUUGUAUUACCACGUUAUACCAGAGUAUCAGACGGAGGAGAGCAUGUACAAUGCGGUGAGAAGGUUCGGGAAAGUGAAGUACGACACGCUCCGGUUACCGCACAAGGUGGUGGCUCAGGAGGCCGACGGGUCGGUGAAGUUCGGGCAGGACGAGGGGUCGGCGUACUUGUUUGAUCCCGAUAUUUACACCGACGGUAGGAUUUCGGUGCAAGGCAUUGAUGGGGUUCUUUUUCCGGCAGAGGAGAUCAAAACGGAGGAGACCAAAGUUCUGUCGCGUGUUAAGGUUGCAGCAAAGCCCAGGAGAGGAAAGUUGCUUGAAGUAGCUUGUCGGAUGCUUGGGGCUGUUGGACAAGAUUCCCAUUUUGCCUCAUGCCAUUGAACAAAAAGAAUUUGAGAAAACACCAAAUCCCAUGCGUCGAGCAGAAAACUUCAAGGAAGGAAAAGGAGGUUUCCAGCUUUGACAAGGGACUCGAGCCUGCCGCCAAUUCAAUGGUGGAAAGGGAAGUUGCCAAGCGAUACUUAUGGUGUGGUGGUUUAUUAUUUUGUGUUGGAAGUGAAAGUCACUUGCACAAGACUUGUGAUUUAUUUAUUUUUAAUUCUUAGCCACAAGAUUUGUGAAUUUGUUUUCUAUGUGUAUAAUAAUGGCUGUGCCUCGUGCCUACUUUUGGUUGA